Messenger RNA from Peromyscus maniculatus bairdii (prairie deer mouse), 364 nucleotides. Lineage: Eukaryota; Metazoa; Chordata; Mammalia; Rodentia; Cricetidae. The record is from RefSeq and is a predicted model, not a curated record.
UAUCGUGGACAUGGGGCUGGCUCAGGCACGGCACCCACUCAGCACCCAUAGCCAUUACUUCGAGGUGGAGAUCGUGGACCCUGGAGAGAAAUGCUACAUCGCCAUGGGGCUGGCCAGGAAGGAUUAUCCCAAGAACAGGCACCCCGGCUGGAGCAGAGGAUCUGCGGCAUACCACGGAGAUGACGGGAAGAUCUUCCAUGGCAGUGGUGUGGGGGACCCCUUUGGACCACGCUGUUACAAAGGAGACAUGGGCUGUGGAAUCAUGUUCCCCUGGGACUACAUUCUGGAUAGUGAGGGGGAUAAUGAUGACAGCUGUGAUGCAGUGAUCUUUUCCCCGACAGCCCGGGCUGUCCAGAACGUCUGA